Fomitiporia mediterranea MF3/22 is the source of this 1299-nucleotide messenger RNA. RefSeq lists its product as uncharacterized. The record is from RefSeq and is a predicted model, not a curated record. NCBI's taxonomy places the organism in Eukaryota, Fungi, Basidiomycota, Agaricomycetes, Hymenochaetales, Hymenochaetaceae. The coding region runs from base 1 to 1299 and encodes 432 amino acids. The transcript is spliced from 2 exons.
AUGCCGAUGGCCUUCCGACUAUUCGAUCUUCCGAUUGAGCUUAGGUACCACGUUGCUGUGUCAAUUGUCCCUCCAAACGCCCUUAGGAACGAUUCCGAGCUGGACAGCUUGCAAGGUUCAGGAGACGAACUGGAAUCCAUUCAAUCUCGUUUUCGGGACCUCAAGAACUUUUCCCUAGUAUGCCGAGCCACAUGGGAACUGUGUAGAGAGAUUGUCCGCCAAGGUGUCGAGUUAAUCGGCGACAAGACACAUACACGCUAUCUCAGGAAAUUGGAAGACGGUUCGCUGCCAGAUUUUAUUCAGAAUACUUCGAAGAUAAAGUUCCUCUCCUUUGGUGGUAUUGUAACUCACAACGACGAAGAACAUGGGUGCGAUCAUUACUGUUCCGAGCUACAAGAGCAAGACAACAGAAUUCGACGCAUUCUCGCCCAUUUCCCAUACAUCACAACCUUACAUCUCGUCAACGUCCCACUUUCAAUACUGACCGUUCAAUCGCUCAUUCCGAUGGGGUCCCUUCGGACACUAAUUAUCAUCGAUCCUGAUCCAAACUCGCACGAAAGGUAUCAUAAUGCUGUCCUCCGACGUUGCCAGAACGAGUGGGACUUGCCGCCAGUAACAACGCUUUCAAUCGUUGCGAGCGAGUCCAAUUCGUGUGGAUCUGUGAGCAACUUUAUCACUUUAUUCGAGAAGAGUAUCACCUCGCUGUCAAUCAGGAGUGAACAAGACAAGUUGGAGAUUCCUCAUUGCAAAGAUUCUCUAAGAUAUGAUCUCUUUCUCGACAACGCUUAUUGCAUCAAGCUCUCAAACCUCAAACACUUAUCUAUAGGAUAUCUCAAGUUCACCUCGUUAUCACUCAGAGAAUUCCUCGAUGAAUGUGAGAGUCUCGAGUCUCUUUCAGUGGAUUGUCAGGGUUCGACAGAAGAGUCCCUUCCUAUGGUUUACAUCCUAGAGUUACUAGGAUCUCUGGCAGGCGAUGAUGAUCUCAUGUUCAAUUUGCUGGAGUAUGAUUGGAAACACGAUGGUUUCGAGCCGCCACCCUACAUAGACAGUCCUUACAUGCGCGAGGACAAGAUUAUGCUCUCGUCCGUUAUUCACUUCUCCUGCCGUCUCUUCCGCGGCAGGCCAAGCGCUCCAAAACGCAAAAUUGUCGAGCGUCUGCAACUUACUUUCUCUCGUAACAACGAGGAAGCGAGGGUUAUCGACUCGACUCACCUUUUGUAUCUCGUUCGUAGGCGUACGCCGGCGCUAAAUGGACUUAACGCGCAGUCGUUCACAGCGAUAAAUGAAGGGCUUGCAUGA